AGAGAGAAAUAAAUAUGGCAGUCCACUUAGAAAUAGUUUCUCUUUUGAUGAAGAAAGUGAUUAUUAUAAUGAAUUAGAUACUCCAAUAAAAAAGAAUACAUACACUGAUUUUAGUCUUCCUAUAAGUGAAGAUACGAAUGAGUAUUCGCAAAAAUAUAACCAAAAAGUUUCAGAAUUAAGAGAAAUGAGAUUACGCUAUUAUGAAAAGAAAAGAGAUGAUGUUAACGAUGAUGAUGAUAGUGAUGAUGUUAGUGAAGACAUUAAUUAUGAUGUUAAUGAUAAUGUGUAUGUGAGUAAUAAUUCAACAUAUGAACGUAUGCCAUUAAGAGAAACAAGAGUAAGGUUUCAAGAGCAAUCUGAAGACGAAGACGACGAAAUCACUGAAGAGCAAAAUUUUGAAAAUAUUAUCGAUUCGGACCGCUUUUCACGAAUCAAUUUGACCAAUUAUGAAGAUCCAAUCGCUAGAUUACAAAUUGAUCCUUUCGAAGACAAUUCCUAUGAACCACCAAAGUUCUCUGAUAUUAAUAAUAAUACUGGUACUUUAUCGGACUAUUUUAUAUCAUCACCAGAUUCUCCUAAAACAGAUGAAGGCGUUUCUUACAGUUUAAGCAAUGAACAAAAAGACACUUUAACAUCGGAACAAUCAAGUACAACACAGGAUUUUUCAGAAGAUUCCCUUGAUGCUAAAUUAAAUAAAAUUACUGAAGGCG
This is a messenger RNA of Rhizophagus irregularis DAOM 181602=DAOM 197198, 710 nucleotides long. The record is from RefSeq and is a predicted model, not a curated record. Lineage: Eukaryota; Fungi; Glomeromycota; Glomeromycetes; Glomerales; Glomeraceae.